GCAAGUUGCUUUCUUCCUCGGCCGCCUUCCUUAGGGUUUACAGUCGUUCGCUUCCGCUCGCGAGCACCCGCAUUUCCGCCCCCCGCCAUCUCCCUCUUCCUUCCUCUCUCGAGCUUCGGCCCGUCCUAGGUUAAAGCAAAGCUCCGCCAUGGCUCGCGGCGGGCUGUAGGGUUUCGCGGUUGCUGUCUGGUUGCGCCGGCGGUCGAGGUCCGAGAGGAAGGCGAGAGCUCCUUGAGGUAGAGAGAGAGAGAGAGAGAGAGAUGGCGACCGCGAACCCUUUCGACAUCCUCGGUGACGACGACAAUGAGGACCCCAGCCAGCUCCUCGCCGCCGCCGCCGCCGCCGCCGCCGCCAAGCCGGCCGAGAAGCCGAAGAAGGGCCCGGCCCAGGCCGCCGCCCCACCGUCGAAGCCGGCCGCCAAGCUGCCCUCCAAGCCGCUCCCCCCUGCUCAAGCUGUGAAGGAAGCAAGGAGUGACACUGGUGGGCGCGGACGUGGUCGUGGAGGUGGUCGGGGUUACGGCCGUGGCCGUGGAGGCGGUCGUGGCUAUGACCAAGAUUCAGGGAACUACGAUGGACCAGCUGGCAAUAAUGGUUUUUCUGGUGGUUAUAGACCCUCGGAGGAAGGAGAUUCUGGAAAAUCAUCUGAAAGGGGUGGUCGUGGCUUUUUCCGCGGAGGUCGCCCUGGUGGUUAUAACAAUGAAGAAGCUGGUGAGGGGGAGCGUCCAAGGAGAGCGUUUGAUCGCCGCAGUGGCACUGGACGAGGAAAUGAGACUAAACGAGAUGGAGCUGGUCGUGGAAACUGGGGAGCUCCAACUGAUGAAAUUGCUCCAGAGACUGAAGAACCUGUCACUGAAGUUGAGAAAACUGGGGGUUCUGAGAAGCAGUUGGCUGGUGAGGAUGGUGCAGAUGCUAGCAAGGAGAAACCUCUGAAUGAACCAGAAGAAAAGGAGCCUGAAGAUAAGGAGAUGACAUUAGAAGAGUAUGAGAAGGUCUUUGAAGAGAACAGGAAGUCAUUGCUUGCACUGAAGACUGAGGAAAGGAAAGUAGAGCUGGACAAAGAUUUGAAGUCCAUGCAACAACUUUCUAACAAGAAGAAGGACAACAAUGACAUCUUUAUCAAGCUGGGAUCUGAGAAGGACAAACGCAAAGAGGCUGCUGAGAAAGAAGAGAAAGCCAAGAAGUCUGUCAGCAUAAAUGAGUUUCUGAAGCCUGCUGAAGGGGAGAGAUACUACAACCCGGGUGGUCGUGGGCGAGGACGUGGCCGUGGUGCCAGAGGUGGUUAUGGCGGUGGCGGUGGCGGUGGCGGUGGCGGUGGCGGUGGCUAUGCUAGAGAUGUCUCUGCUCCUUCGAUCGAGGAUCCUGGCCAGUUCCCUUCCCUUGGUGGGAAAUAAGGUUUUGCCACCGCAUAUACUUCAGGUUGAUAUACUUCAUGCUUGAAGUUGUUGUGACCUUCCAGGACAGUUGGGUAUGAACGGGAAUGCUAUUCUUCCUGUAAUAGAAACCUUUGGAUGGAUGUUAUUCGUCUUUUUGAGUGUAAAAAUUUUAGUUACUCCAUGGAUUUACUUUGGUUUUCUUUUGACUCGAAUCAGUUUUGAUUUUGUUAGAUGAGAAUGAAUUUAGCCUCUUACGCGAC
Molecule: messenger RNA, 1633 nt
Organism: Eucalyptus grandis
Lineage: Eukaryota; Viridiplantae; Streptophyta; Magnoliopsida; Myrtales; Myrtaceae
Product: RGG repeats nuclear RNA binding protein A
Exons: 7
Coding region: 261-1391 (376 amino acids)
Cellular component (GO): cytoplasm; nucleus
Molecular function (GO): RNA binding
Source: RefSeq, a predicted model, not a curated record